Messenger RNA from Fimicolochytrium jonesii, 2001 nucleotides. RefSeq lists its product as uncharacterized. The record is from RefSeq and is a predicted model, not a curated record. The transcript has a single exon. Bases 1 to 2001 code for a protein of 666 amino acids. NCBI's taxonomy places the organism in Eukaryota, Fungi, Chytridiomycota, Chytridiomycetes, Spizellomycetales, Powellomycetaceae.
AUGCCCAUCAGCAUGGCCAUCCAGCCCUCGCCGGCUUUCCCGUCGACCACUCUCAAACCCACCUCAACCUCCUCGUCCAAACCCUCAUCAUCAACCUCUCAACCCCUACCUCUCCUCUCCCUCCCCACCGAAGUCCUCGAACAAAUCGCCCUCUACCUCCCGACCCUCCUCCCCAUCUCCCACACCCACCGCCUCCUCCGCCUCAUCAUCCACCACCCCUCCACGCAACGCAAAUGGGUCCGGCGCUGGUUCACCAAACACCACGCGGGGAGCUGGGAAGUGCUCUUCCGCGCCAACGAGACGGUAUGGAAGCGAUUAGCCGACGGCACCAGCAGCGUACCGUUCGGCGCAACCGACGAAUGCGGUAGCGUCAAUCGGUUUGCGGUCCGCGACGCCGUGAAGGAGGGCAUGGGGAUGUGGGAAGGGGAUGUGAUUGCGACGUUGGGGUGUGUGAGGGGGAUGUUGAGGAGUUUGUUGGCUGUGGCGCCGUAUACGCCGGCGAGCGAGGGGAGAGAUGCGGAUGCGGAGGUUGGGGAUGUGGGUGCGGCCCUGACGGAGCGGGAGUUUUGGAAACGGGUUGCGAUGUUUGCGAGUUAUUUUGGACAGGUGGAGGCUGUGGACGUGGCCUUGAAUGCUCUUGCGAGGUUGCCGGCGGUGAUACCCAGUGAAGACGCUGCGAAGGGACAACCGAAAAGCGAGGAUUUUGCUAGUGUUCUCGCUCGGGCGCUGCACUGUGCUGUCCUCGGCGGCGCCAAACCGACGGUCAUGUACCUUCGCACUCGCCACAACGCCGUGCUGAGCCUGAGCGACCACUCGGCCACGGGAGAUGACACGGACACUCUGAUGACAUGGUGUCAGGAUCUCGAAGAGAUCGUUAUGGACGAGAUUGGCGAAAGCAUGAUGGCGGACGAGGUCACUUCCGCAGAAAUGCUCGCGCAGGAGAGGAGGAACAAAGGCCGUGCCGACUCUCUCACAUGCUUUGUGGACGCACUGGACGAGGCAAACAGGGCCGAAGCAACGGACAAGCUGAUCUGUGCGGGGAUGGGGAACGAGGCGGUCCUGAGCGUCUUGUUGCGCAGGGGCGCAGUCGGUGGGGAUGUCCACCAGGCUGCGAUCGCUCACCUUGUGGAGCGAUACCUUCCAGCGUGGAACUGUCAAAGCGGUGUUCCACCACCGCAGGUCCCGCCGACGCAUGUUCUAAAUGCGCUCCUACACGGGGCCGUACGGGCCGGCAAUGAGAAGUUGGUGAUGGCCCUCGCACCGGUCGCUGACCGCACCCACAUCCUCAUCGCCGCACUCCGCAUCGCCGUAACAUCGAACUUCAACGCCGCAACGGACAUGGACCCGGAUCACGCAAACCUAGCAAUCACCCAAACCCUCCUCCAGCGCCUCCCCUCCGUCCUCUUCACGCCCUUCACAUCCUCCUCCCCACCCGCCUACGGCCUCCACACAACAGCCCACGCCCUCAAAGACCUCCUCGAACUCAUCCUCCUCACCGCCCGCCCGGACGUCGUGUCCCACCUUUCCGACGCCCGCCACAUCUCCCUGUCGCAUCCGUCCGCGUCGCCGAUCGUCUCGUCCCUGCUCGUCUCGGCCGUCCUGCACACCAACCCGACCCAACCCGUCUCGCUGUCGCCGUUGGGCGAACUGCGGCCGUCGGACAUCCCGUCCAUGGUGACCCGAUCAUCGAUAUCGCUGUCGUCGCCGCGGAACACGACCAGACACAUCGCCCGUGUGUUCGCCGGGCUGGAUGCCCUGCACACCGGCUUGCGCAUGGACGUUGGCCGGGAUGCACGGCAGGCGCUCGUGCUCGCCGCCGAGUUUGGGAACAGGGCCGCGGUCAAGUGGAUGUUGGAGCGGGACGGGCAGGGGGUGUUGAAAGAGACGAGUGAGAAGGCGUAUGCGAGGGCGGUGGAGGCGGUGGGGAAGGGGAGGAUUGGGGAUGAUGUGUUGAGGGAGUUUUGGGAGCGCGGGGUUGGGGGUGGGGUUGAGACGGCGUAA